AUUUACCUCGCUGGUCGCCAACUCACUCUCGCCGCCCGCAAGCACCAUUAACUAGCAUCCUCUCAUCAUCUCUGAGUGUGCUGUUGGCUAGCUAUCUCGGUCAAUCCAUGGAUGAGGUGUGGUGCGACCUGGACCUCCAGCUGCAGGCCAACGACAUCGCCGGCCUCCACCGCGCCGCCGCAGAUGAUCUCCAUGACCCCUUCUGGCCAGCACUCGCCGAGUGCGCUGCGAGCUUACUCGCCGGCGACACUGCGUGCUUCGGCGUCGCCGACGUCGACCUCGCGGGCUCCGCUAGCGACAUGGUGGGCAUGGACACGAGUGGCUUCUUGGCCGGGGACGACCACAGCCUGAUGCAGCAAGAGCCAAUGUUCUCUUCGUCGUCGCUGUCGUCCAAUCGGUCCCUCUCCAUCGACAGCGGCGGCACCUCCUCCUCGCCUUUCUUCUUCUCGCCGUCGCACCUCGCGGCGCUGGCCGCCCCGCAGGACCCGUUCGCCAGUGCCUGCGGUGGCGGGGACGACGCGGCUAUCACGCGGGCUAUGAUGGCCGUCCUCUCCUCGGCGUCCCCCUCCUCCUCGGAAUCCUCGUCGCCGCGCGGGGGAAACCAUGGGGACGUUAAAGUGAGGAGCAGUAGCCUCGCCGUGACGACGGCGGAGAAGGCCGCGUCGCCGGCCAACGCCGGCGGGGCCCUGCAGCAGCAGGAGGAGGCAAGAACGGAAGCGGGCAGCAACAGCAACCAGGUGUACCACAUGAUGUCCGAGAGGAAGAGGCGGGAGAAGCUCAACGACAACAUCCAGACGCUGAGGUCACUCCUCCCCCCGUGUUCCAAGAAGGACAAGACGACGGUGCUCAUCAACGCGGCGAGCUACCUGAAGAUGCUGGAGUCGCAGGUGUCGGAGCUGGAGGAGAAGAACGACAAGCUGGAGAGGCACGUCCCCCGCGAGGGCGAGGGCGAGGGCGGCGCCGCGGCGGCGGCGGCGCACCGGAGAGCCAAGGUUCGGAUCAGCAGGGCGCCGUCGUCGGACGAUCAAGUGGACGUGACGGUGAUGGUGAUGGUGGAGUGUGACAUCGUGGACCUGGUGCUGCACGUCCUCGAGUGCCUCCGGUGGAUGGGAGGGGUGAGCGUGCUGUCCGUCGACGCCGACACCUACUCGCCGCAAGUGCUGCUCAAGGCCAUCGCCAACAUCAAGCUGCAGAUCACGGACGGCGACUGCUGGAACGAGGCGUCGUUCCACGAGGCGAUGACCAAGGCGGUGCACGACGCGACCUCUUCUGCUCCUUCCUCCUGCGCCGCCCCGGCCCAGGCCCCGCUUGUGGUCGCGGCCUAGGCACCUCGGGCCAUCGGUUCUACGUAUUCUACUUGCACAGGUUGGUGGCGAUUGGUGAAGCGACCGGUUCAGUCAUCGACACCUCGGCCUCGCAGCCAUUGUAGAACUUUGAAGCGGUAAAACGUACUAAUCAGCUCGGUUAGGAACCCUGUGUUGCCUGGGCUGCGACCCCAGAGGUUGCAGAUGAUGCCACUUGGAGGUUAAGGCGUUGUGUGAUGCAUGGUUAGUGUGAGUAGCAUAUUGGGCUCUUCUCGGCGCUUGCCACAAGUUAGUGGAGGAAUUUUGUACAUAGGAAACUAAGCUCUCACGAGCAGUUCAUAUGAAGAAAUGUGCACACAUGAAAGGGGCGUUGUAUUA
This is a messenger RNA of Phragmites australis (common reed), 1682 nucleotides long. RefSeq names its product putative transcription factor bHLH041. NCBI's taxonomy places the organism in Eukaryota, Viridiplantae, Streptophyta, Magnoliopsida, Poales, Poaceae. The record is from RefSeq and is a predicted model, not a curated record. The transcript is spliced from 4 exons. The coding region runs from base 108 to 1325 and encodes 405 amino acids. Gene Ontology annotation, molecular function: protein dimerization activity.